AUGCAGACGGCAACAAAACCAGAAGCGCAACAAACAAAUGUAAAUCCAGGGAACGAUCGACACCAUGCGCAUAAAAAAACUCGUGCGGAUAAAUUAUCCACACGUCGAACAGCAGUUUUAAUGCGAAAUCCAAUGAGUAUUACACUUAUGGUAUUAUGGGCUAUUGCUUGUGAGGGGGCAUUGAUGCUUAAUAUAUUAGCUGAUGUAUUUCAGAGUCAAGCACCUGUAUUCCCCUUGGUCCCUACUAUAAUUACAAGCAUUGGAUUAAAUACACUUUGUGCUUUCCUUACAUCCAUAAUGGGACGAUUAACACUUCGAAACUUUCGUAUGUAUCAACCUUUCCUUGGAGGUCAAGCCUUUGUCGUUAUGCAAGGAUUUGGAUAUGGUAUACUAGUGAUAUCUAGUGUUUUACUUUUUGUAUAUGUGGAAUAUCUUGAUUCCGCUUCACCUGUAUUUCGUUACGGAACACUUACCGUAUUGGGCUGUUUUAGUGCGAUAGCAGAUAUUACACUAAUGGUUUCUCUCUUAUUCUUUGUAACUAAACGGCAUAAACGAAAAAAUAAUGAACGAUUAGUAUCAGAAGAAUCAAAAAGUGAUGCAUCUGUUUGGUGGCGUGAUCUUUCUGCUCCACCUAAUGCUGAAAUUGGUAUAGUUGUAUUAUUUUGUAUAGCUAUACUUACAAGUUCUUCAUUUGCAGAGUAUUAUCCAGGUAUGAGACGUAUAAGCUCUAUUGUUGGAGCCUUUUUUCUAAUUCUUGGUAUGAUAACGAUUCAUGUAGGAAUAGGAUACUGGUAUACACCUGGUUAUAGACUCUUUAUGCCUAAUGCUGGUGGACUGAAGAUGAGUAUUAUGCAAGCCUUUGGAUGGUUUCUUGCAUGUGCGAGUUUGCAAUUAGAUAUGGUAUUAUAUGAAGCAGGUGCCAGUUCUUCAUCAUCAUGGCAUAUACUUUGUGGUUUAUGUUCUGUUAUUAGUAUGAGUACACUUCUUAUUUUUGUGAGAUUACAUCGUUUCCCUACUUCUACACAGAAUGAAUUAUCUAUUUUAGCAGAAUACGGUCCUCUUGUACUUACCGUUGCUAGUAUUAUUCAUGCUGGAGUAGUUUGGGGAUUAGCACUUUUACUUUCAUCUGAACGUUAUGAUUUGGAACCACGUCUUCGACAAGGACUUAUUAUGUGUCAAACACUUUCUUCAUUAUUAACAUUUACACUUCCACCUUGUACACAUCUACUUGGACGAAUCGCUUUUGGAAAAAAAUAUGGAGUUUGGAUGCCUUUUAAAGGUCCAUUAGAGUUUGUAGUUCUUCAAAGUGCAGGAUGGACAUGUUUCGGAACAGCUAUAUUUUUUGCAACUUUACAAAUUACAGAAAGUCUUCAUUUUCGUUUUAUUAUUAUUCAAUCUUCACUUACUGCACUUUCGCAAGGAUUUAUUCAUGCAUCAUUACAUUUAUUUUAUGAGGGACAUAAAGGUGAUGGUAAACAAUGGAGUGUAUCUUCACGUAGUGGAUCUAUAUGUAGUGAAGAAAUUGCUCAUCCUACUGGAUAUGAUGAGGAGGAAGAUUCACUACGAGAAGAAGGACGUUCACUUGUUACAUCUGUACUAAAUGGAGAGAUGUUAACAGCUAUUCUUCUUUGUACAAUUGGUUUACUUUUACGUGUUAUAACAGAUGUAGCAGUUGUAAGUGGAAAUGAAUUUGAAGAAAUUAUUUAUAUUCCUACAGAUUCACUUUUAAAAGUAUCUACUUUUCUUUUCUUUUUGGUGGUACCAAUUGCACAUAUUUCAAUGAGAGAACGAAUUUCCAUAUGGCAACCUUUUGUUGGUUGUGGAGGAUAUGUAGCUAUGCAAUCUAUUGGAUGGUCUGUUUAUGCUGUAAAUAUUUUAGUUGCAUUGGCUAAUAGUUUUCUUGGUAAACGUAAAGGUUUAUUAUUACCUAUAAUGGAAGAUCAAUACGUUUUCCUAGAGUAUACUAUGGAAGGAUUAUUUGCCACCAUACCUCUUAUUUGCAUUAUUAUGGGAGCUUUCUUUGAAACGCAGGAACAAAAUUGUAAAAAAAGUUUUCAAGAACGUUCACGUCAAGAAGUAUUGGAGUUGUAUAGAGUACUUCAACGAGCUAUUCCAGAUGAAGAAGAUUUACGCCAUGCGGAAUCACUUUUAAAAGCUAUUGCAGGUCCACGAUGGAUGGAUCCACCAGCAAAUGAUGGAGUACGUCUUAUUCAUGAAGAUGAAGAAACAGCACAAACAAGACAAGAAGCUGCUACACAUAUAGUAACUAUUUUAGCAUUAGCAGGAAUAUUGGCAUUUGCAUCUGGAGCUUUUUUAACAGAACGUCAACCUGUUUUUACUUUGGUAUUUGGUCUUGCUGGUGUAACUGUAACUACUAUUUCUUGUUUCUCUGUUCAUUACGUUUAUGGUACUUUCUUACAUCGUGCUUCUGGGCGUUAUUCUUUUUUUAUGCCUUUUUCAGGUGGAUCAACCUUUGUGACUUUACAGGCUAUUGGAUGGGGUUUCUAUACUGCUUCAUCUCUGUUAAUAGCUGUUUGCUGUGUUGAAGGGCGAGGAUCUGCGGUUAUGUAUACAGCUGCAUGUGUUUUUAGUGUUAGUGCUCAGUAUUGUAUUCUAAAUUCUAUCCCACGAUUUGAUCCUACUCCACGACCCACAUCUGUGUUGGAACGGAACGCAGAAGGUAUUGUUGCUGUUCUUGCACUUAUAGCUUCUUUUGGUUUUGCAUCCGUGUGUGAUUUGCAUGUACAAGGUCGUAUAUCGGGUGGUGCUUCUUCUUUACUACCUAUUACACUAACAGCAGUUUCUACAUGUUUUGCAGUUCCACUAGGACUUGUUUCACUUAAACGUAAUGCAAAUAUGUACAAUUUUUCACCUUUCUCUAUAUUGGAUAACUCGGUUAACUUGGAUGACAGCGAUGCGGAUGUGGACAGCACAGAACCAUCACUAGCACAAACAGGACGUUCCCCAAUACCAUCAGAAUAUCUCUCUCCAUUGCCAUCUCCAUCUCUUGGAGCUACAUUACUUCAACGUCAGACAAGUGACUACAGUAGUGAAGUGAGUAGUAUGGGUUCACCACAAACUUCAUCCUUUUUUUCAAAUGAGUUGGGACAAACCGUAAGACGAGGUUAUAACGGUCAUAUUCGUGAAAGGGUAUAUUUAUCAUGUCUUUCAAUAGCUGUAUUUUUUGCUAUUUUAGUAACGGCACUUGUACCCUUUGCUUUUGGUUACAUCGCUUACGGUUAUGCAUAUAGUGGUUUUGCAGCUAUUAAAGCCGCAUCUACUUCACUUCAACUUCUUUUAUUUGGAUUCGCCAUCGCUGUUUUGGUUCCAAUGUUUGCACCAUCUGAAGCACGUAGAAAACAAAAAACACUACAACGUCGUCUUUACGCUGCUUUUUGUUCUUUUGUUAUUUAUUCUAUUCCUACAAUGGUGGUGGUUGGUUCAUUAAGUCUUCCUCUUAUAUUUGACACAAUGGGAGCCUGGACUUUUGCUUCAACUAUGGUUGUUAUGUCAUGUAUUUCUACCCUUCCACAUGUACAUCUUAUUUCAACCUUAACUAAUGUUUGUGCACUUGGCUACUUUCUUCACUACCACAUUUAUGCUUGCCUUUUAAGUGGGACAUCACCUUUUUCUUUAUGGAAAUUCAUUGCAGAUACUUUUGCUACUUCAUUUUGGUUAUUUUAUUUCAAUCGCUUUGUCGGAAGACCUCACCUUACUGGUCGUUUACGCAAUGCCACCGCACGCGAUUUUUUAUACCGCUGGGUGUUUUCAGGGGUGGCUGAAUACUUUGAUCUCCGCGUGAUUGCAGACAAGGACGACGGUGACGAAAACGACAAUAACAACAAUGAUAAAAACAAGGUUGGCUUCAGACAUGUGGAUAUGAAUGAUCCCACUCAUCAGUAUCUCUUCUCCUUCCACCCCCACGGUAUUUUUCCCGGCACGGCGAUGUGGGCCCCCAUCACGCGGCAGUGGGACACCACAGUCGGUUGGAAUCCAAAGACGUACGUCACCACACACGGCGCGGAUGUCAUUUUUUCCGUUCCACUCAUGCGGGACUUUGCACUUGCGGUUGGAGGAAUGGGCGUCUCGCGGCGGGGCAUUGAGAACAGUCUGCAGGCCGGCAACAGCCCCAUCAUCGUGACGGGCGGCCAGGCGGAGAUGGUGCUCUCGCGGAUGAGCGACACGGAAAUGCACCUCGUCACUCAUCACAGCGGGUUUGUGCGGAUUGCGUUGCGCCACAACGUCCCACUCGUCCCGCUGUUGUGUUUCGCCGAACAUAAUGUGCUCGGGAAUAUUCGGCUGCCGCGGCUGCAGCGCUACGCCGUGCGGCGCGUGGGAUUCCCGUUUCCAACAAUCCCGUACGGUCGCUGGUAUCUCCCGCUGCCCACCAACCGCCCGCUCACUCUCGUCAUUGGCCGCCCAGUCUACCCGGAGGACGGCGCGGUGGACGCGGAGAACCCCGAGGACGUCGCGAGAUUCCAACAGCGCUAUUUUGCCGAGUUGGAGCGUAUCUUCUUUAAAUACCGCGCCAUCGCCGGAUAUCCAAAUAUGUCCCUCGUCCUUCACAAUCAUGAGGAAGUGCAGUACCUCACCAAACCAACAGAGAAACCACUAGUAGGAGUGAAUCCAACCAAAAGAGAGAUAUUGCGUAGUGAAGAAACAAAAGAAAUACAAGAAGGCUAUCAUGCCGAUCAAGAAAAACAAAACACUGUUAAUGAUGUUAAAACAGGAGGCAGUGUGGAACAAACAGAAACAAAUAAAAGAUUAAACAGAAUAGAAAUUUAG
Messenger RNA from Trypanosoma theileri, 4785 nucleotides. Its product is annotated as putative diacylglycerol acyltransferase. The transcript has a single exon. Lineage: Eukaryota; Euglenozoa; Kinetoplastea; Trypanosomatida; Trypanosomatidae. Bases 1 to 4785 code for a protein of 1594 amino acids. The record is from RefSeq and is a predicted model, not a curated record. Gene Ontology annotation, biological process: lipid metabolic process.